CAGAACCUUGUGUCCAAGGAGGUCCUUCAGGAGACUUGGGAUGAGUGGUGCUUCCCCAAAACAGACUCAUGGACAUUAAACAUCAUCAGAGUGGGGCAAGAAGGCAAAGAAGAAAACAGCCUCAUACUGUGGUGCAGAGGUUCCUGAGCUGGGGGCUGCCAGUCUCCUGUAGCCGGUUCCUAUGGCGCCAGCCGGGCGAGUUUCCCGUCACUGCUUUCCUGCUGGGGGCAGGCGCUGGGGGGCUCCUGGCCAUAGGUCUCUUUCAGCUCCUGGUGAACCCCAUGAACAUCUAUGAAGAACAGAAGAUGAUGUUUUUGUACAGCUUGGUGGGCUUGGGAGCCAUGGGCUGGGGGACCUCCCCUCAUAUCCGCUGUGCUAGCCUCCUGCUAGUACCCAAGAUGCUGGGCAAGGAAGGCAGGCUCUUUGUCCUGGGAUACGCCUUGGCUGCCAUCUAUGUGGGGCCAGUGGCCAAUCUGCGGCACAAUCUCAACGACGUGAUCGCAUCGCUGGGCUGCACCGUGGAGCUGCAGAUCAACAACACCCGUGCGGCUUGGCGCGUCUCCACAGCCCCCUUACGGGCCGUGUUCAAAGACCUGCUGAGCAGCAAAGAAUUGCUGAGAGCAGAGACUCGGAACAUCUCCACCACCUUUGAGGACCUGGAUGCCCAGGUGAAGAGCGAGACAGGCUACACACCUGAGGAUGCCGUGGACUCAGGGGAGACAGCCCAGGGCAGGGAGGCCCACCAAGCCCCAGCCUCCAGCCUCCACCUGUCAACACAGAAGAUGUAUGAGCUGAAGACUAAGCUGCGUUGCUCCUGUGAGGGGUAUCCCUGGGGAAUGGAGGGUGGGGUGGGAUGCAGGGCCAGCGUUGUGGAUCAAGAUGUGGGGACCUUGCUCCUUCCUACAGAUGUGGUGAACCAGGCCAUACUCAGCUGCCGUCGUUGGUUUGACCACAAGCAUGAACAGUGCAUGAAGCACAUCUGGGUCCCACUCCUCACCCACCUGCUCUGCCUGCCUAUGAAGUUCAAGUUCUUCUGUGGCAUUGCCAAGGUGAUGGAGGUUUGGUGCCGCAAUCGCAUCCCAGUGGAAGGCAACUUUGGGCAGACCUACGACACCCUCAACCAGUCUAUUCGUGACCUGGAUGGGGAAUUUUCAGCCAAUAUUGACUUCAAGGAAGAGAAGCAGGCUGGGGUGCUGGGACUCAACGCGAGCUGGGAGCGAGUGAGCACUGAGGUGCGGGACUACGUGCACCGCCAAGAGGCCCGGCUGGAGUGGGCCCUGGGGCUGCUGCACGUGCUGCUCUCCUGCACUUUCCUGCUGGUCCUGCACACGUCUUUCUCCUACAUGGACAGCUAUAACCGUGACAUUCGUUUUGACAACAUCUACAUCAGCACCUACUUCUGCCAGAUCGAUGACCGCAGGAAGAAGCUGGGCAAACGGACUCUGCUGCCACUCCGCAAAGCUGAGGAGAAAACCGUCAUCUUCCCCUGCAAGCCCACCAUCCAGGCCUCAGAAAUGAGCAACAUGGUGAGGGAGCUCCUGGAGACACUGCCCAUUCUGCUGCUGCUGGGGGUGCUCUGCGGCUUGGACUGGGCUCUCUACUCCAUCUUCGACACCAUCCGCCACCACUCCUUCCUGCAGUACUCCUUCCGCAGCAGUCAUAAACUGGAGGUGAAGGUCGGGGGAGACUCCAUGCUAGCCCGGCUUCUUCGAAAAACCAUUGGGGCCCUAAACACCUCCUCAGAGACAGUGAUGGAAUCAAACAACAUGCCCUGCCUGCCCCAGCCUGUGGGCCUGGAUGCCAGGGCCUACUGGAGAGCUGCACUACCAAUUGGCCUGUUAGUGUGUCUCUGCCUGUUACAGGCUUUUGGCUACCGACUCCGGAGGGUCAUCGCAGCCUUCUACUUCCCCAAGCGAGAGAAGAAGCGGAUCCUGUUCCUCUACAAUGACCUACUGAGGAAGAGAGCAGCCUUCACCAAACUCAGAAGGGCCGCUAUCCUGAGACGGGCGCGACAGCAGAAGGCUCCACGCCACCCGCUGGCGGAUAUCCUGCACCGCGGCUGCCCGCUCCUGCGCCGCUGGCUGCGCCGGCGCUGCGUGGUGUGCCAGGCACCCAAGACGCCCGAGUCCUACGUGUGCCCGACGCUGGACUGCGAGGCCGUGUACUGCUGGUCGUGCUGGGACGACAUGCGGCAGCGGUGCCCGGUCUGCACGCCCCGCGAGGAGCUCUCCUCCUCCGCCUUUAGUGACAGCAACGACGACACUGCCUACGCGGGGUGAAGAGGCGGCCUACGCGGGGUGAAGAGGCGUCCUUCCCGGUUAAUAAAAUGCCCUGUACGCUU
This is a messenger RNA of Chlorocebus sabaeus (green monkey), 2341 nucleotides long. Lineage: Eukaryota; Metazoa; Chordata; Mammalia; Primates; Cercopithecidae. The record is from RefSeq and is a predicted model, not a curated record.